AUGAAGCAGCACCGUGAGGGCCAGAAACCCCAAACAGUGGUGCUCAAGCUGGGCACCAGCUCAAUUGUUGACGAGAAGACCCAUCAGCCCCUGCUGUCUAUUCUUAGUCUUAUUGUCGAGACGGCGGUGAAGUUGAGGAAAGAUGGCCAUAGGGUGGUCAUCGUCUCAUCCGGCGCCAUUGGCGUUGGUCUUCUCCGGAUGGAAAUGGGCAGGCGGCCGAAACACCUGUCGACGUUGCAGGCGUUAGCAGCCAUUGGCCAGUGCAGACUCAUCAGUUUGUGGGACGACUUGUUCAGCCACUUUAGACAGCCUGUCGCCCAGAUCCUCCUUACGCGGAACGACAUAGCGGAUCGGACCCGAUAUCUCAAUGCCCAAAACACAUUCAACGAGCUUCUCGACAUGGGUGUCAUUCCAAUCGUCAACGAGAAUGACACCCUGGCGGUGUCGGAAAUCAAGUUCGGCGACAACGACACGCUCUCUGCCAUCGCCGCCGGCAUGGUCCACGCUGACAUGCUUUUCCUCAUGACCGACGUGGAUUGUCUCUACGACAAGAACCCCAGAACACACCCCGACGCACAGGCCAUUGAAGUAGUUGAAGAUAUUUCCAGCAUCCAAGCGGACGUAUCAACCGCCGGCUCCUCCCUCGGCACCGGCGGCAUGAUGACCAAGAUCGUGGCUGCAAGACUGGCGACAUCCGCAGGCGUGACCACUGUGAUCACCCGCUCCUCCAACCCGGGCAACAUCGUCAAGAUCGUGCGCUACAUCCAGGCACAGCAAAAAUCCUCCCCGCACCUGGACGCCACUGCCAUCCAUGAUGGCGGAGACCACGACACUGACCACGACCACGACCACGACCACGCCGAGGACCCCCUGUCCCAGUCCACCGCCUCCCUGCGCCUCGACCAGGCCGUCGAGAAGCCCCCGUUGCACACCCGCUUCCUCCCCUCCGCGGAGCCGAUCCGCGACCGUCAUUUCUGGCUCAUCCACGGCCUCAAGCCCCACGGCACGCUGUACAUCGACGCCGGCGCCCACAGCGCCCUGCUCCGCAAGGCCGGCCUGCUGCCGGCCGGCGUGAUCGACGUCGACGGCAACUUUGCGCAGCAAGAGGCCGUCCGCCUCGUCGUCGUGGACCGCCUGCACGGCCCGAGCGCGGGCCAGAGCGGCAAGCGGUGGGGCGGGACGCCGGUCGAGGUCGGCCGCGCGCUGGUCAACUACGCCGCGCCCGAGAUCAUGCGCAUCAAGGGCCACCAGAGCUCGGACAUCGGGGGCCUGCUGGGGUACGCCGACAGCGAGUACGUGGCGGAGAGGCAGCACAUCCGCAUCUUCAGCCGCGAGAGCCGGCCAGUGACGCCGAGCAUCGAGAAGGCCAAGGAGCAGAUUGUCGAGGAGGUGAUUUCUGGCAUCACCGGGUAUGAACAGAAGACGUAA
Colletotrichum graminicola M1.001 is the source of this 1428-nucleotide messenger RNA. Its product is annotated as glutamate 5-kinase. The record is from RefSeq and is a predicted model, not a curated record. Gene Ontology annotation, cellular component: cytoplasm; cytosol. Gene Ontology annotation, molecular function: glutamate 5-kinase activity; ATP binding; RNA binding. NCBI's taxonomy places the organism in Eukaryota, Fungi, Ascomycota, Sordariomycetes, Glomerellales, Glomerellaceae. Bases 1 to 1428 code for a protein of 475 amino acids. The transcript has 5 exons.